UUGAAAGGAAUCGUUUCCCUCAGCACCAGUCUCUCCCAGCUUUCAUCUUUCAGGGUGUCUGUAAUAUAAACAUGAACCGGCUUUUCGGUAGAAGCAAGCACCAGGCGCCUCCCAGCCUUUCGGACUGUAUCGGAAAUAUCGAUGCACGAGCCGAGGUGAUGGAGAAGAAGAUAGCGAGGAUCGAUGCCGAGCUCCUCAAAUACAAGGACCAGAUGAAAAAGACGAGGGACGGCCCGGCCAAGAAUGCAGUGAAACAGAAGGCAAUGAGAGUGCUCAAGCAGAAGAGGCUAUAUGAAAGCCAAAGAGAUCAGCUUGCCCAGCAGUCCUUUAACAUGGAACAGGCCAACUACACCAUUCAGUCCUUAAAGGACACCAAAACAACAGUUGAAGCUAUGAAGAUUGGAGCGAAAGAAAUGAAAAAAUCCUAUAAGCAAGUGAAGAUGGAUCAAAUUGAAGACUUACAGGACCAGCUUGAGGACAUGAUGGAGGAAGCCAGUGAAGUGCAGGAGGCUCUGAGUCGCAGCUAUGGUACACCAGACAUCGAUGAGGAUGAACUAGAAGCCGAACUGGAUGCCCUCGGAGAUGAGUUACUGUUUGACGACGACAGCUCCUAUCUGGACGAAGCCUCGUCUGCACCCUCCAUCCCAGAGGGCGUGCCCAGUGACAGCAAAACAAACAAGGAUGGCGUUCUGGUCGACGAGUUUGGAUUGCCGCAGAUUCCAGCCACAUAGACUGAGAUGAACACUGCAGGAUCUUGUUUCGUGACUGAAGAUCAUUUCAGUAUUUUUGGACAUGUGGCAUUCAGGUGUGAUUUGACAAGGGAAUGCUUACCUAAUGAGUUAAUGAAGCUUUUGCUAAUCAAGCACGUGGCCUUGUAAUUCUCUGUUUCCAUUAAUAUAUUGUUUACCCGUCUAUAUUUUUGCACAUUAAACAAAUCUAGUAAAUGAUAACCGGUAGCAGCGGCAGCGGAUAGAUCACAUAUGUUAUGACAUCCGAUCAUUAAUGAAUAAAGCACA
Messenger RNA from Ictalurus punctatus (channel catfish), 1016 nucleotides. RefSeq names its product charged multivesicular body protein 5a (gene chmp5a). Gene Ontology annotation, cellular component: multivesicular body. Lineage: Eukaryota; Metazoa; Chordata; Actinopteri; Siluriformes; Ictaluridae. The record is from RefSeq and is a predicted model, not a curated record. The transcript has 8 exons. Bases 72 to 731 code for a protein of 219 amino acids. Gene Ontology annotation, biological process: vesicle budding from membrane; late endosome to vacuole transport via multivesicular body sorting pathway.